Messenger RNA from Fonsecaea erecta, 651 nucleotides. RefSeq lists its product as hypothetical. Lineage: Eukaryota; Fungi; Ascomycota; Eurotiomycetes; Chaetothyriales; Herpotrichiellaceae. The transcript has a single exon. The coding region runs from base 1 to 651 and encodes 216 amino acids. The record is from RefSeq and is a predicted model, not a curated record.
AUGAGUCCAUCCUCGACGAAGCCCCAAUUCCUUCGCUCUCUCCAGUCCACCUCCUCCCUCAAGCCGGCAAAGGACAAGCCUCGACUCUAUAUCGUCCUCUAUCCGCGGAGUGCCUCGUCCACGAAUUCUUCCUUUCGCAACGCCCUCAGCUGCGACUCCUACCACUGGUCUAUCAUUGUCGGUCCUCAGACGGCUCGGCGAACUGACCAAGGAGUUCGCUAUCAUGUAGCUCAUCUCGACCACAACACUCACAAGCACUUCUACGAGGAGCAAGACAUCCCUUCGAACCCGAUUGCCCAAAGCGCGCUGGUUCGCGUCGCCGUGUGCAAGGUCACAGAUGAAGAGCGCCUUCACUCGAUUCUUCGAGAUCUCCCAAUCCCAGCCGACGACUCGGCAUUCAAUUGUCUCACCUGGGUCCGCGAAGCAUUCUGCAGACUCCACGAGGAUGGGAAGUCUAUAAAGAGUUAUCUCAACGCAGACGAUUGGCAAGCCGUGGAGACGUGCGCCCGGAAGUACUGCAAGCGGAAGAGAGAUGCGGGUAGGUUUCAAGAAGGUAACGCUCUUCUUAACAACAAUGGCGGCGACGCAGCCUGGAGUGUGGACAAGAUCAGUACCUUCAAUUUCUGGGAAAAUCGUGAGACGACUGCCUAG